GCUUAAUGUUCCAGAACAGUUGACCAUUCCAUCUCAUCAACUCACUCAACAUCGACUUCAAGAUCAAAAACUAAUAAUCAUGAACCACAAUCCAGUUCAACAAUCUCAAUCAAACAAUCAAAGAUCAACUCCUCCAAUCUAUCCAAAUUGGUAUAAAGUACUUCAAUUACCAUCAACAGAAGAUCUAAACGCCAAAGAAAUCCAUCAAGCUUACUUUACUCAAGCUGCUUUACAUGAUCCUAAUAAUUUUACUAUCGGAACUGAGGAUCAUGCAAGAGCUGUGACUUAUUCUAAAAUCAUUAAACAUGCUUAUGAGGUUUUAAGCAAUAAAGAUAGGAAGAACAGGUACGAUUCUUUGAGGUAUCAAAUUCGAUCUAAAUUCGAUAAAGAUCAAUUAAUCGAAAGAUCAAAAACCUUAGCUGAAGGAUGGUUAAAAAGUACCGAAUCAAAAACCAGAGCAACAGAAGAAGCCUCCACCUCAGAAUUAGCCAAAAAAAGGUUAAAUGAGUUUUUUGAAAAGAUUCAAAACUUACGAAUCAAACAUCCAAACUUACCAUCACCUAAACGAGAAGAAGUUUCGAAAUUCUUUGCCAAUGAAACUCUUCGAAGAAAAUUAGAAAUCGAAUCUAAUCGAUCAUCACAUCGAAGUGCAUUAGAAUUAAUGAUCUUGGCUGAAUUCGAACGUAGAUCGAUUGGAAUGGAUUCAUCUGAAAGAAGAUUAAGAUGGCAAACGGCAAGAGAUGAAUUUAAAAAGAUUAGUGCUGAACGUCAAUUAAUCGAUCAACAACGUUCUCAACGUCAAUGGGAAUUCUCUCUUAAUCAAUUCUUUGCUAAUCAUCUUCAACAACAUUUAAACUCUCAAUCUCCUAAUAAUAAAUCAUCUUCAAUUCAAACUUCUCCAAGAUUUGAUCAACAAGCAAUGAGAUCUCCAAUCAAACAAAAGAGAAGAGUCUCAAUCAAUCUUGACCGUCCACACCUCAACAAACCUGGAAGUCCAUUGGGGUCUUAAAACCAAAGCUUUAUGCAGUAAAAUAAUCAAAGCCUUCUCUUGUCGGACUUCAUCAGCUCUGUCUUGAAAAUCCAACCUCGAGCUUAAUUUCUUUUUUUUCCUUUUUCGUCAGGUUAGUCUUAUGCUCAAGAAGUGAUCUUAAUAUUGUCGUCAGUUUUGUGUUCUUGAAAAAAACAUGUUGUAUUUGUGCUUAAACUUUUUACCUCGUAUGUUGUAUGAUGUAUAUACAUUAAUAAGUUUGAGAGAAACUUUUGAUCCUGUCUGAAAUAGCCACUUGAUUUGAAAUCGAGAAUUGAUCCCAAUGAUCAAAUUCAUCCUCGUC
Melampsora larici-populina 98AG31 is the source of this 1331-nucleotide messenger RNA. RefSeq lists its product as uncharacterized. The coding region runs from base 80 to 1009 and encodes 309 amino acids. Lineage: Eukaryota; Fungi; Basidiomycota; Pucciniomycetes; Pucciniales; Melampsoraceae. The transcript is spliced from 4 exons. The record is from RefSeq and is a predicted model, not a curated record.